Molecule: messenger RNA, 789 nt
Organism: Naumovozyma dairenensis CBS 421
Lineage: Eukaryota; Fungi; Ascomycota; Saccharomycetes; Saccharomycetales; Saccharomycetaceae
Gene: CCS1
Product: copper chaperone CCS1
Exons: 1
Coding region: 1-789 (262 amino acids)
Biological process (GO): removal of superoxide radicals
Cellular component (GO): cytoplasm
Molecular function (GO): superoxide dismutase copper chaperone activity; copper ion binding
Source: RefSeq, a predicted model, not a curated record
AUGACUGCCCCUACUGCUCCUAAAACGAAUCUCACACCAGAUUCUAAUGAUGAUUACUUUGAAGCUACAUAUGCAAUUCCAAUGCAUUGUGAAAACUGUUCUAAUGAUAUCAAAAAAUGCUUGAUUGAACACAUUCCUCAAAGUGAAAAAGUCAAAGAUAUCAAAUUCAAUUUGGAAGAACAAAUAAUGGCUCUUAACAGUGCUAUUGCACCAUCUGUCGUUAUCAAGACAUUGAGAAGUUGUGGUUAUGAUGCUAUCGUUAGAGGUGCAGGAAAUAAACCUAACAUGGCUGCUGUAUCCAUCAUGGAAAUCUUCAAGAAAUAUAAAGAUGAUACUUUAUUGAAAUCUCCAGUGAGAGGCCUAGUUAGGAUCGUCCAAGUUAGCGAUAACAAAACAUUGUUUGAUUUUAAUGUUAACGGCGUUCCAAGACCUGGCAAAUAUUUUGCUACUCUUCGCGAAUGUGGUGACCUUUCCAAUGGUGUUGAAAGUACUGGUAAAGUGAUGAAGAAAUUUGAAGAACCUAUUGAAUGUAAGGAACAAAGCGAUUUGGAUCCUAAGUUGUUCAGCGGUCAAUUGUUCUUAAGUAGUCCAAUACAAGUUUGGGAAUUAAUUGGUCGUAGUAUCGUUAUUUCAAAAGAAAAGGAAAAUGAAAUGGAAGAACCUUAUGAAAUGUGUGGAAUCGUGGCUAGAAGUGCUGGUAUUUGGGAAAACAAUAAGAAAGUUUGUGCUUGUUCCGGUAAGACUAUAUGGGAAGAAAGAAAAGAUGCCUUAGCAAAUAAUAUCAGGUAA